Molecule: messenger RNA, 915 nt
Organism: Drosophila hydei
Lineage: Eukaryota; Metazoa; Arthropoda; Insecta; Diptera; Drosophilidae
Exons: 4
Coding region: 1-840 (279 amino acids)
Source: RefSeq, a predicted model, not a curated record
AUGCGCGCGUUUAUUGUUACGUGCCUCUUGGGCCUGUCACUGGCCAAGCCGCAAGGAUAUAACUAUCAGGCGGGCCGUAUAACCGGCUUGACUGACUUGCAGCAACAGCAGGCGGCUAGCUUGGAUGAACAACGGCUGGUGCAGCAGGCGCUGCAGGCACCUAAGCUUCAACAGCUUCUGAAUAUACAGCAAACACAGCCACAGCAGCAACCACAACAGCAGCAGCAGAUCUUCCAGCAACAGGGCUCUAACUUUGGCUUCAAUCAGUUAGCACAGCAGCAGGCCUACAGCCCUGUCAUCUCAAAGGAUAUCUACGUGCAUGUACCACCCGUCGAAGAAUCGGAGGAGCGCUAUCCGCAGCCCGCGCUACCCGUGGGUCCACCUCGCAAGCAUUAUCGCAUCGUGUUUAUCAAGGCACCCACGCCUAGUGUCAGCAAGGCAGCUAUACGCGUCCAGCAGGCUCCUGUGGAAGAAAAAACCAUCAUCUAUGUGUUGACUAAGAAACCAGAUCCUCUCGAGCUGCAAACAGCCAUCGAAGAGGCAGCCCCCAAGCCCAUAAGCAAACCAGAAGUCUUCUUUAUUAAGUACAAAACGCAGGAGGAAGCUGCGCAUGCACAACGCACCAUACAAGCUCAAUACGAUCAGCUGGGUGGCACAACACAAGUAUCUGACGAGGGCGUAGCACCGGUUACAUCGGUCAUCGGUGCACUGGACAAUCAACGUGGAGGCGUGGCAGUCGGUGAAGCCGGAACAAGUGGAACUGGUGGAUCCGUUGGCACCAUUGGCGGCCUGACAGGCGCCAUACCCAACAAAUAUUUGCCUGCCCAUUUGCGGACAUAGAAAAUUGACUGAAAUGCCAAGAAUUGCUAUUGUUUUAGUUAAAUAAGUAACAAAUUGUUAUUACGUAUGUAUGUG